CGUCACGUGACCUCACUGUACUCGACGUCACGUCACCUGCUGUCAGAGACCGCAAAGAUGGCGUCGGAAGGGACACUGCAGCGGGGCAGCAUCUCUGCGGCUUUGGCCGUUUUUCUCGGUUUAUUAAACGUACUGAACACGGGAAACUGCGACGAGCAGGUGCCGCUGCUUCUGUGGACCAGCGAAGGGAUCUCUCUGCCCACUCAGACCCCUCCCACCGCCGGUCACAUCGUCGGGCAGCAGCAGCUCGCCUCGUACCUGGAGACGGCUCUGAACGUGGGUCCACGAAAUGUAGUGCUGUUCCUUCAGGACAAGAUGAGCAUAGAGGACUUCACCAUGUACGGAGGAGCUUUUGGAAACAAGCAGGACAGUGUUUAUCCAAACCUCGAGGGGGCUCUGGUGUCCUCGUCCUCCCCCCUGGUCUUACCUGCUGUGUCCUGGCCCGCCUCCAACGCCGUGAUUGGCCAGCUUCAGGACCAGUUGGAAACCUCCCCUCUGUACAUGGACCCUGAGACACUGAGCCAGCUGAGACUGAAUGCCUCCUCACCGGCCCUGCUGGUGUUCAGGCUGCCCUACGGCAUCGGGGCUGAUCUGAUGUCAGCUAAAGAGGUUCUCAGUGGAAACGAUGAGGUGAUUGGUCAGGUGUUGAGCAUCAUGAAGAGCCAGUCUGUUCCAUACACAGCCAUUUACACAGCCCUGCGGCCCUCCAGGGAGGCAGCGUCUCUCUCUAUGGAGGCAGGUCUGGGUGGAGGACGCUCUCUGCUGCAGUCCAGAGGUGGAUACAGGGAGAGGGAGAGAGAGCGGGAGAGGCAGCGGAGGAUUAAAGAGAAGGCUGGGAUCUACGCUCCAGUGGAGUUUAAGGAAGGGGAGGAAACCUGUAUCCUCCUGUGGGCCAAGGGCCUGUCGGUGAAGAUCCUUCGGAGCGGCCGCUGGGAAGAGCAUGACCUGACCCCGUCUACCUUCGGGGAGGGUGUCAGCCCAAAACUCCACGGCUCCAGCUGCGACAAAACCAAAGCAAAGUUGGUUCUUAAUUAUGAGAACGUCCUCGGCCACCGCAGCUUUAAACUGAUCUUUGCCAUGAGCCAGCGUCACUACAAGGUGUCCGCCCGCCGCUGGUUCACACUCGACGCCGUGGAGCUGGAGUACGAUGGGACCAAAGCCACAUUCAACGGCAGCAGAAACAUUUACGCCCCGGCUGAGUACUCGUACCGCUGCGAGUCCGUCACCAGCUUCCGUUGGCCGCUGCUCGUCCCGCGCUCAUCCAAAGAUCCAGCCAAUCAGUGGAGGGUCUCCUUUGAAGACUUCCAGAUCCAGGGCUUUAACGUGACUGGCAGUGAAUUCUCCUACGCCAGUGACUGUGCGGGCUUCUUCUCUCCUGGUAUCUGGAUGGGUCUGAUGACCAGUCUUCUCAUGGUCCUGGUUCUCACCUACGGCCUGCACAUGAUCAUGCAGCUCCGCACGAUGGACCGCUUCGACGACCCCAAGGGCCCGGCCAUCUCCGUGCCCCAGACGGAGUAAGCACACCCGCAGUCUGUCCCCUGACUUCACCCUCCAUCGUUCCUCCUUUCUGUCCCUCCUCUCACUGCAAUGCUUCCACUCCCACCCUGUUCAUGCCUCCUCCCAUUCAUCUGUAGUUGGGCAUUAUACACAAUAAGUAGUGAUGUUGUCAGAAUAAGGGUUUAUCCAUCACAGAACAGUUGAUGCCUUUUAAAAUGUUCAUCCUGAGACUGAAGGAUCUGGUUUUCAGGUGGUCUGUGCCUCUCGUGUUUUAGCGUCAUAUUUGAGUUCCUGUUUCUCUUACAGUGAAUUUUUAUAUGACCAGGAGACAGUAAGACUUUGUGUUGGAGAUUUUAAUGCAAAUUUUUAACUAUAACAAUAUUUACAAAAAAUGCCAUGUCCAAAAUUAUUCAUACCCUGAAAAAUUAUUUAAACUUCUUUACCAGUUCAAAUGGUCCUGGUAACUUCUACCAUGUCAUAAUUCUAGAGGCUAGAAAUAUUUGAAGUAAAUGAAUCAGACUGGUCAGACUCUGUUCUGAUACCUCUGGUCUGAGACCUGUUGACUGACUGGUCCAUUGUGAUUGUAAGAGAGAGAGAAUGAAAUAGCUAAAAGAAGCCGAAAUCGUGUGGUGAGAGGCCAAGAAGAAUCCAGAGCAGACGCUGCUCAGAGCUGGUCUCCAUGGAUGCCGACCAAGAAGGACUCCAGUUGGCCAAAGAAGAACGGAGAAGCAUUCAACCCCAAGAGGACCAUCGCCACGGUCAAGAAGGCAAGUAAACAGCAUCAUGAGGGAAGAGGAUGACAUUAAGAUUCUGGAGGAAAACAUGAGGCAGGCUGCAGAGAAACUUAACCUGAAACAUAGAGCAUUUUGGAGCAGCCCAGAGUCCAGAACUGGAUCCUGUCAAAAGACCAGAGUGAUGGUGAGGAAGCCCUGGAGAUCAGCAGAGGAAGCUGAAAACUGAAACUGUGAUGGAAAAUAAAGGCUUUGCCACUGCUUACUGAAAAAGGCUCUGAAGAAUUAUGGACACGGAACUUUUACAUUUAUUUCUCCACCACAAUGUCUUUCUCUGUCAUGUCUAAGCAGAGGAAACCUACUGAUCAAGUCAGUAAGAAUAACUUCAGGCUUAACUGAACAGUAACAUUUCCACUGUUAGUAAAGAAUCUGAGAGACACCUCUAACCUCCUGGAUAAAAAAUAAUGAGAGAUUUCUGCCCAUUUUGAAUUUGCUAGCUGGAAAUGACAUUUGUUUUUAUAUGAUGUGAACCAAAUCUAAACAUCCUGCUUAUAUUUAUCCAUAUAUAAAUGUUACUUUAUAUUUUUCCAUGAAUCUCUUUUAUUGUGCAGCUAAGUGAAUAUUUUUUAAUCUUUGAGGAUUCUGGAAAUAGCUUCAGAGCAGUGCUGCGAUCCUCUAACUCUAACUCCAGCGUAACACUAACACAUGAGAGGCACAAACUGGAUCAAUCAUGUUCCACAUUAAAGGGAUACAGCUGUACAUAUGGGGACAGAAAUAACUUAUGAAAAAUGAAAUGAAUUAUGAAAAGAUAUUUAUUGGUGAAACUACUGUCAUUUGUGUUUACAAUUGUGUCUGUGAGUAGAAAUGUAGUUAUUGAAUGAAGGGAAUACGUUUUCUGUUUGGAGGAUAGAUCAGUCAUAUCCAUUCAGUUUAGGUCAAAGGGACAUUUGGACAUUUUGAAAUGAAGAACAUGAAAAAGGCACUGAAAUACAGCGUUCACAGUCAACACAUUCCCAGUUGUUUUGCAGUAAUCCUCAUGGUCGUCUUAACUUUUCAUUUUUGAACAAUAUUGUUUUUCUCUCAUAAUCAACAUGAACAUUGUAUUUCUCAACUGAUGUGCACUGAAAUAUGCUUAAUGUGAAAUUGUUAUUUUUCCGUUUGUUAAUUUAUUUUGUUUUGAUUUGUAGUGAAUAUCAAUGAUGUAAGGUCCUGGUAUGGUCCUGUGUCGUGCUGCUGCUGUGACCCCAAUAAAACAUCUGUGAAAACUGA
Lates calcarifer (barramundi perch) is the source of this 3497-nucleotide messenger RNA. RefSeq names its product ATPase H+ transporting accessory protein 1a (gene atp6ap1a). Bases 58 to 1518 code for a protein of 486 amino acids. Gene Ontology annotation, cellular component: proton-transporting V-type ATPase complex. Lineage: Eukaryota; Metazoa; Chordata; Actinopteri; Centropomidae. The record is from RefSeq and is a predicted model, not a curated record. The transcript has 11 exons.